AAAUUCCUUGAGAAAAAUCAGAUGGAGGACUGGUUCUUCACAGAGGCUACUGAGGCCCUUGGUUCCUUUAUUUUUGCAGCAAACAAGGAGAUUUCUCUGCAUGUGCAGUUCCAUUUCAUAGAUGAGGCUCAAGGAGGCUCAGCCAGAAGGCGGGAAACAGGGUAAACUCUUGGAGAACUCUGAUGCCCGUAAAGACACUUCUUUGGGUCGGGUUGUCAGGGUGGUAGAGAAAGCGGCGGGUAAAUAUUUGGGGCGGUAUCCUGGGCUCCGGCGACACCCGUCACUGCGGUUCUUCAGAGGCCAGCGCGUGGCUAGGGCGGUGCCGGGAGUAGGGGGUGGGGAGACAGGGGCGUCCCCUAGGUCGUCUGGGACUUACUCAGCUGCCCCGCCCCGCCCCGCCCCUGCCCGUAGCUAUAAGACGGAGUAGCCGGCGGGUGGCGGCGCAGGCGAGUAGUUAGCGCUCAGGCUCGGCAAGGAGCAAGGCAGAAGCACCGGAGCAGACCGCAGUGCAGGCAGGCAGCCACUAGGGCCAACACCUCGCAGCAUCUCUGAUACCCGUGUCACUGAGCAACUUCUCCAUGAAGCCACCCUCGGCGCAGAGCAGUCCCGCGGCGGUCGCGGCCGCAGCCCCGGCCAUGGACUCCGCGGCCGCUGCCGACCUGACCGACGUGCUGUGCGAGUUCGACGCGGUGCUGGCCGACUUCGCGUCGCCCUUCCACGAGCGCCACUUCCACUAUGAGGAGCACCUGGAGCGCAUGAAGCGGCGCAGCAGCGCCAGCGUCAGCGACAGCAGCGGCUUCAGCGACUCGGAGAGUGCAGACUCAGUGUACAGGGACAGCUUCACCUUCAGUGAUGAGAAGCUGAAUUCUCCAACCAACUCCUCUCCAGCUCUCCUGCCCUCCGCUGUCACUCCUCGGAAAGCCAAAUUAGGUGACACUAAAGAGCUCGAAGACUUCAUCGCCGAUCUGGACAGAACCUUAGCAAGUAUGUGAAGCAAGGAGUUUGGGGUCCAGAAGGCCCCGAGGACCUGGCAAAUUGGCUACUAGAAUCUGCUGCGGGAGAGGGCAGAGCUGAGGCUCCUGCCCCCUGGCCAUUCUUGGUUCACUAUAACAUUAGCCAUUGGGCCCAUCUCUGGGCAGUUCGGAGAGUGAAGCUGACUUUGUUUACCUACCUGCAGCAUAUUCAACAGAGGAUCUAUCUAAUGUGUUUUUACUCCUUUAAACAUAGCUCUUCUAUAAUUUAAAAUGCUUUUAUGGAAAUAUUUGUAAUUACUUAUAUAUAGUUGGAGGUCAUAAUAAGCUUUCCCAUCAUAAUAUAUUUUUGUAUACAAAUAAAAUUUAAACGGAGAUCUGUA
Mus caroli (Ryukyu mouse) is the source of this 1354-nucleotide messenger RNA. RefSeq names its product regulator of cell cycle (gene Rgcc). Gene Ontology annotation, cellular component: cytoplasm. The record is from RefSeq and is a predicted model, not a curated record. Gene Ontology annotation, molecular function: protein kinase activator activity; protein kinase binding. NCBI's taxonomy places the organism in Eukaryota, Metazoa, Chordata, Mammalia, Rodentia, Muridae. Gene Ontology annotation, biological process: regulation of cell cycle.